AUGGCAGCGUCGCGGCUUGUGUUCUUGGCGUGUGCCUUCCGGGAUGUUAUCGCAGACAUCGACAACAUCUUUCCCAUUCUGUAUGCGAGCAACCCCGUUGCUCGACACACGGCCUGCCCCACACCGGCGGGUCAAGCCACAGUUUGCCAGCUUAGUGGGUACGAGGAUGGGGGCAGAGAACUCCAGUACCUCAUCACCUCUUUGCCAUCCAGCGGGGCUCUGUAUGAAACCUCGCAGAACUACAGAACUUACGGGACUGACCCGAAGUAUGCCGCGACUUCCAUCAAGGACUAUGAGCUGCCCUUCAAGGUGACAGAUGCCUUAGGGCGGGUAGUCUACAUUCCGCCGUCAGAUGUUUUCCCGCCAGAAGGGCGCUGGGCUGCAAUGACCUAUGAGGUCCAGGAGCCGCAAAGCGGCAACAAAUCACAGCCUGGCCAAGUCUCCUUCAGCAGCCCAUCACAGCAAGUUGCAGCUUCUACCUUCGUGGGUGGCACGGAUGCAUGGACCAUCUCUGGAAACAUCUAUGCCACGGUACCCACCUGGCAGGCUUUCGGAUGGGGCAUACUCAACCGUUACCUCUACGGCACUGACGAAGUGCAGUACAUCGACUUUGAUACCAGUAGCGACAAGUCAAAAUGGUACUUUGAAGCGCCACCUGGCAAGUACUACCUGCCGGAACUGGCCGCAUCUUAUGGCGGGACGUUGCAGUUCACGAUUGCCAGCACCUACGGUGAUUUUGAGCAUCUGAAUAGCCCUUUGGAUUUUAUCACCCUAGAGUGCGCAUCGUGCAACAGCGACCGCGGGAUGCGGCUGGUGCGCUUUGCUGAUAAUGGUUUGCAAUGGGCCGGUGAGGAGAAAGUUGUACAGGUAACCCUUGCCACCGGGAACCAUUGGUGGCGAGAUCCGAUGAAUGCAGCGCUGCCUUUUACGGAUGCCACGGAGUGCGAGAUUGCAGCUGCCCUGUACUCGGAGGAAGGUAGGCGACAGUUCCUGUAUGUCAAUCAAGUGACGGUUCUUCCAAAGUGCAUCGUAGGAGGCAUCCCGGUAGCUUUGCUCUUCGUGCCUUUGGUACCUGACAAGAUCAAGGAGCAAAAUGCGCUGCAAACCAGCGAGUUGCUCAAUUCGAUCCAGGCAGUGCUCCAGCAGCAGGAGCUACAGAUUCAGGACCUCCUGACAGAGCAGACGGCGAGAGUUGCAGAUGUGGUCGAUUUCAUGCUUCGGCGAGCUGAUGAGAACGCAGCACCCCAGAUUCUGGAGCCGGGCGUGGAGGAGGUGAAGGUUGCGCCGAUCUUCUCGACCGUGCAAGAGAGCACACAUACUGAUGACGCAGCGCAGCGGACAAGCCUCAGCGCACUGCCGGCAGAGGUAGCUGAAGAGGAGCUCAGUGCUGCGCGUCUGCUGGAGAAGCAGUGCCGGCGCUUCUCAUCUGUGAUUACCUGCGAGGCAGACUAUGCAGUGCAGCAGCCAAGCCAUGAAGCGAACUUGACAUUCACAGUGUUGUUCACGCUAGAACUUCUGCUUCGACUUCUGACUGAAGGAAGGUAUAUGUUCUCAUGCCUGAAUCCUGAUAUCAAGUGGAACAUCAUGGACGCGGUGCUCGUGAUGUUUGGGCUGCUGGAAGAGGUUAUGACCCGCUUCUUCACAGUGCUGGAAAGUGCACCGAACCUUUCAUAUGCUCGGAUCCUGCGAUUGCUGCGAUUGGUUAGGGUUGCCCGCGUACUCCGCGUGCUGCGCUUUUUCUCCGACCUACGAGUGAUGAUUCUUGGCGUGCUGAGCUCAUUGAAGGCUUUGAUGUGGGCACUGAUACUCCUCUUCUUCAUCAUCUACCUUACAGCUGUGUGCAUCCUGCAGUUUGUGGGCGAACACCUGGCGGACAAUCCACAAGACUUUCCACGUGGGCCUUUGGAGUUUGUCGGCCUUUCUCCCUUCUCUUCGCUGCUUACGACAUGCUUUACCUUGUUCUUGACAAUUUCGGGAGGCAUCAGCUGGGGGGAGUUGGCUCCGCCACUCAUGAUGGUAAACCCAGUGGUGACUCCAAUCCUCACGUUGUACAUCGCGCUUGCAACGUUCUGUGUGCUGAACAUUGUUACGGGCGUGUUCGUCGACCGUUCAGCUGCUAUGGCUCUACAAGACGAAGAGAACAUGAUGCUGGAGGAGAUACAGAAUCGAAAGAGAUGGAUAAAGGAGAUCGAGACCUUGUUCACCAAGGCCGACAUGGACGGCAGCGGCAAUGUUGAGUGGGAGGAGUUUGAGAAUGCCUUGACUGACUUUCGCGUCCAGCUUUGCUUCAAAAAUCUUGGGAUUGACAUCCACAAGGUGAGCUUGGAACAGAUAUGGCAGUUGAUCGAUUUCGACAACAAAGGCUACAUUGACAUCAGCGAGUUUGCGGACUGCUUGAUGGAGAUGCAUGGCGUCGCACACAGCAUUGAUAUUGCGCGCUUGAGGCACGAGCAGCAGAGGACGGCACGCAAGCUGGAGCACGUCCACAGGUUGUGCGAAACAAACUUCCAGUCGCUGCAGACCGAGAUCUCACGUCUACCUCCUCGAGCAGGGCGGAGACCCAGUUUGCAAAAGUACAGUGAAAUUGAAGACAAGAAAGCAAUCGAGAACAUCACAACGGUGCUUCAGGGCCUUACUCGCCUUGCAAUCCUUGGCGAUUUCACCCGUGCUGGUGAGGGAGUUGCAUUGGACGAUGUUUCGAUAUCAACGAGUGCAGCACAACCGAGCUUCCCAUUGUCCUGCCAGCAGGGCUGCAUUUGUGCGCAUGAUCAACGUCAGAGAAGGAUUUCGUGUUGCGGAAGCGACCCAGAUGUAUACUAUCCUUUCUGA
Molecule: messenger RNA, 2829 nt
Organism: Symbiodinium pilosum
Lineage: Eukaryota; Dinophyceae; Suessiales; Symbiodiniaceae
Source: the annotation of a GenBank genome assembly